CGUUGUUUUGUUGUUGUACGUGUGUGACACUGGGAAGAAGAGGCUAUUUUCUAGAAAGCAAACACAAGAUGGAGGUGGAGCAGCUCCUGUCUCUGUCAGGCUCAGCUCUGGCCCAGGCUGUCAGCUCUCUGCUGGAAACCCCCGGCCUCUACGUCUUCUCCGACAUCCUGGAACUGCCUAAUGUCAGAGAGUUGGAGAACAGCCCACAUGCACCAGUAUACCAGCUCCUCAGCCUCUUUGCCUACGGAACCUACUGCGACUACAAAGAAAGAGCUGCCUCUCUUCCCGAGUUGACCCCAGCGCAAAGGAACAAACUCCGCCAUCUGUCCAUUAUCAGCUUGGCAUCAAACCUCAAGUGCCUGCCAUACUCAUUGCUGCUCCAGCAGCUUGAGCUGAAGAAUGUGCGGGAGCUGGAGGAUCUCCUGAUCGAGGCCGUCUACUGCGACAUCAUCCAGGGUAAACUGGACCAGAGGAACCAGCAGGUGGAGGUGGACUGCAGCGUGGGUCGUGACCUCGGCCCCAAUGAGCUUCCUACCAUAAUCAACACGCUCCAGGAGUGGUGUGCCGGGUGCGAGGCAGUGCUGUGUGGAAUUGAGGAGCAGGUCUCAAGAGCAAACCAAUACAGAGAGAGCCAACUGAAGGUCAAAGUACAGGUGGAAACAGAGGUUUCAAACCUACAGAAAACAUUAAAGGCCAGUGCAGCCUCGCCGUCAUCAGGCCCCGCCCCUGCAGGAGCCACCUCCAAUCAGGACGCAGACCAGCUGGCUGAGCCACGGGACCCUGCCUCCUCUCAGGAGCCACGACAACCGGGGAAAAAAAGCUCCAAGGUAAAAGGGCUGCGUGGCAGUGGGAAGAUCUGGUCAAAGUCCAACUGAACAGUGAGAGUGGAAAGCAGCACUGAUGGGCACUUACACAUGGACACGCUGACGAGGAAACGGCUGUGUUUUAAUAAUAAUAAUAAAAAAAAAAAAGACAUUGUGACCGAUGUUCACGGGCACAUAGGAAAAGAGCUUCAUGGGAACUUUCUCAGACUGAGGCAGCAGCACCUGGCCCAUGGAAUCAACUCGUCUGACAUUGAUUCAUUCACACACACACCAAUUUAAAGUAACACUGGGUGAAAAAGUACAGCAGGAGUGAUAUGGUUGGUGUAUUUGAUGCAUAUUUGUGUAUGUACAGUGUUUUUGUUUAAAAUUUGUUCUUUUGGCUUUAGAAUCAUACUGUGUUUCCUUGUGUUGUUUUUCUUAGGAGUUGAGACGUAUAAAAUCGGGUUAUUUGUCGGGAAAUAAAAUGACAUUCUGUUCUGAUCC
Thalassophryne amazonica is the source of this 1307-nucleotide messenger RNA. RefSeq names its product COP9 constitutive photomorphogenic homolog subunit 7A (gene cops7a). NCBI's taxonomy places the organism in Eukaryota, Metazoa, Chordata, Actinopteri, Batrachoidiformes, Batrachoididae. Gene Ontology annotation, biological process: COP9 signalosome assembly. The record is from RefSeq and is a predicted model, not a curated record. Gene Ontology annotation, cellular component: COP9 signalosome. The coding region runs from base 69 to 875 and encodes 268 amino acids. The transcript has 8 exons.